GUUGUCAUGUAAGUGUUGGGGUGGAGUGCCCCCAUUUCAAUAUAAAAAUAUGGAAAUUUCAUUGAAUAGAAUCAGAAUAGAAUCUGCGUUCCAGCUAGAAACACCGAUUAGUUUUCUGUCUAAUUAAACAAAUUCAAAUCACAAAAUGAAAUUCGCCGUAGCUGCUUUGUUCACAUUGGCCUUGGCUUUGGGUGUCCAAUCAUCGGUUGUUCCUCUGUGGGCCGGUCAUCAUCUGUCGUACACUGCUGUGGCACCAUCCUUGGUUGGUCCUUGGGGACAUACCGUAGUUGCCGCCGGACCUCAUCCAUCGGUGGCUGUGCAUGCUGCCACAUUGUCAGCCCCAGCUCCCAGUGUUGCUGUACAUGCCGCCACCCUGUCUGCCCCUGCCCCUAGCGUAGCCGUACAUGCUGCCCCAGUACAUGCCGUUCAUGCUGUCCAUGCUCCUGUACAUGGUGUUCAUGCCGUUCACGCUGCUGCCGUCCAUGCUGCUGCCGUACACGCUGCUCCCGUCCAUGCUCCCCUUGCUGUUCACGGUGUCCAAGGUUCCUAUGUAGCCAAAACCCGUGGUGCUGUACAUAGCGCUCCUUUGGCCGGUCAUGCCAACUCUGUGGCCAAUGUGAAUUUGGCUGCUGCCCCCGGAACCGUUUAAAUUAGAAUCUUAGAAUUGGAAUCGAAAUCAAUUUGUAGUUAAUUAGGUCUUGAAACUGCGUACAUUCACAUUGUUCUAGUUCCCGCCCUUGUCAUUUACAUAUUUAUUUGCACUCUCUGACAUUAUCAUUCCUUAACAUUCUUUUCAUCGUCACCCCCAUCAUUCUUCUAAAUGAAUAAAGCAAUUACUGUGAAAAAGUAA
Musca domestica (house fly) is the source of this 850-nucleotide messenger RNA. RefSeq names its product adult cuticle protein 1-like. Lineage: Eukaryota; Metazoa; Arthropoda; Insecta; Diptera; Muscidae. Bases 146 to 649 code for a protein of 167 amino acids. The transcript has 2 exons. The record is from RefSeq and is a predicted model, not a curated record.